Messenger RNA from Bombina bombina (fire-bellied toad), 1648 nucleotides. RefSeq names its product makorin ring finger protein 1 (gene MKRN1). Gene Ontology annotation, molecular function: metal ion binding; ubiquitin protein ligase activity. Gene Ontology annotation, biological process: protein polyubiquitination. NCBI's taxonomy places the organism in Eukaryota, Metazoa, Chordata, Amphibia, Anura, Bombinatoridae. The transcript is spliced from 8 exons. The coding region runs from base 43 to 1389 and encodes 448 amino acids. The record is from RefSeq and is a predicted model, not a curated record.
UCAUUCCGGAAGUUCCGGUGCUUUAGCGGGGGAUAAACAGGAAUGGCGGAGGCAGCGGCGGCGCCUGCACCCUUCACACCGGCAGUAGCCAAGUCCCCGCUGCCCGCGUUCCAGGAUAAUCCCCCCACGGGAGGCUGGACCCGGCAGGUCACCUGCAGAUAUUUCAUGCACGGCGUCUGCAAGGAAGGAAAUAACUGUCGUUACUCCCAUGAUCUUACCAACAUCCAGUCUACCAUGAUUUGCAGAUAUUACCAACGAGGUUGUUGUGCGUACGGAGAUCUCUGCAGGUUUGAACACACAAAACCACUAAAGCAAGAACUCAUUGGGGAUUCCUCAACUGCUAAGAUCUCUCAGAGCGAGUCCAUUCCGGAACCAAGUGACAAUAUUAACAGUAAGGCAGCUAUUGACCCAGCAGCCGGGAGCUCAAAGGCUGAAGAUUGGGUGAAUGCCGUGGAAUUUGUGCCGGGACAAGUCUACCUAGGACGUGCACAAUCUGGCCCAGAACCUGUCACUCAGGGAACUGAAAAUCAAGUAGAAUGCGAAGAACAACCUGCUGACCCCAAGCUCAAGAAACAACUUUGUCCGUAUGCCGCUGUUGGAGAGUGCCGAUAUGGACAAAACUGCGUUUACCUGCACGGUGACCCUUGUGACAUGUGUGGGCUGCAGGUGCUCCAUCCUGUGGACACCUCUCAGAGGUCCCAGCACAUAAAAUCUUGCAUUGAGGCUCAUGAAAAGGAUAUGGAGCUCUCUUUUGCCAUUCAACGCAGCAAAGACAUAGUUUGCGGGGUCUGUAUGGAGGUGGUUUAUGAGAAGGUAAACCCAAGCGAGCGACGUUUUGGGAUUCUGUCCAAUUGCAACCAUGCCUAUUGCCUGAAAUGCAUCCGCAAGUGGAGAAGUGCCAAGCAUUUCGAAAGCAAGAUAAUAAAAUCCUGUCCAGAGUGUCGUAUCACAUCAAACUUUGUCAUUCCAAGUGAGUACUGGGUGGAAGAGAAGGAAGAAAAGCACAAACUUAUUCAGAAGUACAAGGAGGCUAUGAGCAACAAAUCAUGCAGGUAUUUUGAUGAAGGCCGUGGGAGCUGCCCGUUUGGUGGCAAUUGUUUUUAUAAACACGCAUACCCAGACGGCCGAAUUGAAGAACCACAGCCUCGACAAAAAGGUGGAAUGUCCAGCAGAUACCGGGCCCAACGUAGGAACAGAUUCUGGGACUUUGAGGAUCGAGACUCCAGUGAUCCUUUUGAUAACGAUGAAGAUGAAAUGGUGACCUUUGAACUUGGUGAGAUGUUGCUUAUGCUGUUGGCAGCAGGCACAGAAGAAGAUCUGACAGACUCAGAGGAUGAGUGGGACUUGUUCCAUGAGGAACUGGAUGACUUUUGUGACCUGGACCUAUAGCGCCCGUCAAAGGAGUAUGGACUGUCUGGGCAGCUUCAGACAGUAGCUAUUUCCUGUGGUGUUGUGGCAGUGCCUGUGUUUCUCCUAGGCAGGCCUAUCAAUUCCAGGUGCUGUUGUAAUGAUUUUUAUCCUGACCUCUGUCUAUUUUCCCUAUUCCCAGAGUGUUUGUUCUCUGUUUCAAGAUUAAAAAAAAAAAAAAAGCAAAAACAAAUCGUAAAAAAAUAAAGUAAAAACAGAAAAUAAAGUAACUCACAUAAUA